This is a messenger RNA of Morone saxatilis (striped sea-bass), 1621 nucleotides long. It is a transcript of the gene rassf7a, whose product is annotated as Ras association domain family member 7a. NCBI's taxonomy places the organism in Eukaryota, Metazoa, Chordata, Actinopteri, Moronidae. The record is from RefSeq and is a predicted model, not a curated record. Gene Ontology annotation, biological process: signal transduction.
UUCACCCCGUCCUGCCUGAUCCCAGAUGGAGCUCAAAGUGUGGGUGGACGGAGUGGUGCGGGUUGUAUGCGGUCUGUCUGAGGAGACGUCCUGUCAAGAUGUGGUCAUCGCUCUGGCCCAAGCCAUUGGUCAGACGGGUCGCUAUGUUCUGAUCCAGCGUCUUAGAGACACAGAGAGGCAGCUGUUGGCCACAGAGAGGCCUCUGGAGUCCUUGGCUAAGUUAGGCCAACAUGGCAAUGAAGUUCAGUUCUUCCUGCGCCGUACUGGCCCUAGCAGCAGUGAUGGACCGAACUCAAAACAAGAUAGAGCAACUCCCCUUCCUCUGCCCAAGCAUCCUGAGCCAGAGCCUUCCAAACGCAGCCAGCCUAAGAAAGCACUCACCUUUAACCUGGGGCCAUCCACCUCUCCUAGAUCCAAAGUCAAACAGUUUAAGAGGUCUCCUCGGGACUCUCCGGAGCAAAGAGCCUCUCCCUCCCCUUCUCCCAGCCCUGUGUCCCCUCAUAUGCCAUCCCCCUCUCCCUCACCACCUAUAGGCCCAUCCAAAGAGGAGGUCUUCAGGAAGGUUCUCCAGCAACAGGAGAGACUGAGGGCUUUUGAGGCCCAAUUAGAAGCCCUAGAGAGGGAGUCGCAUACCUUGGAGCGCCCCUACCCAUCUCCAUGCCCUUCACCGGUUUCUGACGCUCGCUUGCAAGAAGAGAUGGACACUCUGGAGCAGGUUGUGCGGAGGAACCAGGCCGAGCUUGCCCAUGAGCAAUACUGGGAGGAGGAGCUCGAGGCAGAGGUGGAGAAGGAGCGAGGAAUGAGGAGGAAGCUGGGCGAGCUCCACGCCACGCUAGACGAAUGUGGACGGCGGCUCCACGAGUUCUCUGUUCGCUCGGCUCAGCUGGAGCAAGAGAUCCAGCGAGAAAGCCAGGCGGAAAGGAAAACCAACAGACCCGAGGAGUCCCUCAAAGCUGUGAAGGCAGAGCUCUGGAGCCAGGAGAAUCACAGCACUGAUCUGGAGGAGAAGCUAUCUGAGACUGACAAGGCUCUGGGGAAGGCAGAGUCUCUGCUGCAGGCCAAACAGGAGGAGCUGGAGGAGUUGAAUAAGGAGCUGAGGCAGUGUAACCUGCAGCAGUUUAUUCAACAGACAGGUGUCCUGCCAGCGCACACCCACUCACGCACAGAGCUUCAAGAGCAACUGGAGCAGUUAGAACUCGCCCAUCUUCUGCAGGAUGGAUACAGUAAUGGAGGCCACAGUGUGACUCUAGUGGAAUCACCGCCUCGUCCCACUGCCAAACAGUUCCUGGGACAUCCACGCAACCUACAAAACCCUCUAGUAUCCAGUCUCAACCCAGAGGUCCUGACAUCCAGAGAGUCGUCAUGGAGAUAAAACAUGGACCACAGGGCCAAGGGAAACUUGUUCACUGUUGUGUCACCGUCACCGCCUAUUUACCCCUUUCUUUGUAACUCUUGUCAUUAUUUAAUCAUGAUAUACAUACUGUAUAUACAUAAGACAAAUAUAUUUACUGAGUUUUGCUACUGUACACACUGCAAAGUAUCUGUAUGAAAUGUAAAAUAAUUUAGAAACCUUUUACCUAGAGCAAUUAUUACUAUGUAUUUAAAUAUAAUAAAAAUGUGC